This is a messenger RNA of Juglans microcarpa x Juglans regia, 1166 nucleotides long. Its product is annotated as DNA-directed RNA polymerases II, IV and V subunit 11. Gene Ontology annotation, biological process: transcription by RNA polymerase II. Gene Ontology annotation, molecular function: DNA binding; protein dimerization activity. The record is from RefSeq and is a predicted model, not a curated record. NCBI's taxonomy places the organism in Eukaryota, Viridiplantae, Streptophyta, Magnoliopsida, Fagales, Juglandaceae. Gene Ontology annotation, cellular component: RNA polymerase II, core complex. The coding region runs from base 568 to 918 and encodes 116 amino acids. The transcript is spliced from 6 exons.
AAUGGGCAUGUUCUUCAAAGGAUGAAGGUUUUGGAAAGGUGGGGGGUCUGGAUCUUCCUGCUUGCAUAAACAUUGAACAAGUUUGGGCCCAUGUACUUAGAUUCACAAAGCUCAUGUUUCUCAAGCUUUUGAGAAAGUAACACAGAUAGAGGUUUUGGUUGGGUUUGCUGUGAACAAACAUAGACAAAGAGUGGAAUCGAAAGAAUGAAGAAAAUGCUUGAUUUUGGACAAAGCUCGAGUAUCUUCAAGGUAGAGAGAGAGAGAGAGAGAGAGAGAGAGAGAGAGAGAAUAAAUUUGCUAAAUUGCUAAUGCUUCUGUUGGGCAGCCAUAAUCAGAUAGACACACAAGCAAUUUUCCGAAAUGAAUUGAUUUCCUUUGUGCGAGAGGGUGUGCAAAAUAGAGGAGCUCCUUGGUAGCCGAACUCUUUUUCUAAAGUUAUAUAAACGACAUCAUUCAAUAUGGUGUAGCAUAGCAGAAGCGUAUGAUUUCAGUUCCGUGAGAGAGCGUUCAUAGAGCAGAAGCAGCGGUAGAAGAAGAAGAAGAAGAAGAAGAAGAAGAAGAAGAGAUAUGAACGCUCCCGACCGCUAUGAACGUUUCGUCGUCCCUGAAGGCACCAAAAAGGUGUCGUACGAGAGGGACACGAAGAUAAUCAACGCUGCGUCGUUCACCGUCGAGAGAGAGGACCACACAAUCGGCAACAUUCUUCGCAUGCAAUUGCAUAGGGACCCGAAUGUUUUAUUCGCUGGGUACAAGCUUCCUCACCCCCUUCAGUAUAAAAUCAUUGUUAGGAUACACACCACAAGCCAGUCAUCACCAAUGCAGGCGUAUAACCAGGCUAUCAAUGAUAUUGACAAGGAACUUGAUCAUUUGAAGAAUGCUUUCGAGACUGAGUUGGCAAAGCAUUCAAGAGAGUACUAAUAUGCUUUGAAGGCAAGCAAAGGAUCAGCGUGUUCAAUGUUCACGUUUAGGAUGCUUCUUCUCAAUUGGAAUUUUACAGGAAUUUUGUAAUGAAUUUGAUCUUGUGUAAUGUAAUGGAUUAAUGAACUUCUAUGCCCAGCCCUUGAAGUAAAUUGCAGAAUUAACUGGACCAUAUGGAUCUUUGUAUGAAUCGACAUUCGACUUACCCUUUCUGGGUUUCAUUCGCAAGCAGCCCCACUGAUUUAGUU